GUGUGAGAAUAGCAAUCGGUGGAGAUUGAUCCCUUUCUUUGUUUAGCUGGUGGUGGUGAAGAAACACGGGAGAGUAGCGGUACACCGUAUAUUGAUACAUAUUAUUAGCUGAAAAUUAUAAGGUGAAGAAAAAAAAAGGGGUUUGAAGUAUUGUUGUUCGAUUCCUUGUUUCCUCUACCAAGAGUGUUUCUUCUCCGGAGUAAAACAAUGACAACUUCAAAGAGGCUCGCAGACAGGAAGAUUGAGAAAUUUGACAAGAACAUCACCAAAAGAGGCUUUGUUCCCGAGACCACCACAAAGAAGGGUAAAGAUUACCCCGUUGGACCCAUCCUCCUCGGCUUCUUUGUCUUCGUCGUCAUUGGCUCGUCUCUCUUCCAGAUCAUCAGGACUGCAACUAGUGGAGGCAUGGCAUAAGAACCUAAUCAUCAUUCAAGCUAAGAAGAAUCCAUUCUCAAUAUGAUAAUCUCUCUCGUCUCUUUUUCCCUUUCUUUAUACUACUUGUAGAAUGUGUCAACUUUGUAUUUACUGCAAGUUAAUGUUAUCAAGAAUAUCUUCUUUAUGUUA
This is a messenger RNA of Brassica oleracea var. oleracea, 564 nucleotides long. Its product is annotated as stress-associated endoplasmic reticulum protein 2-like. The record is from RefSeq and is a predicted model, not a curated record. Gene Ontology annotation, cellular component: endoplasmic reticulum. Bases 208 to 414 code for a protein of 68 amino acids. NCBI's taxonomy places the organism in Eukaryota, Viridiplantae, Streptophyta, Magnoliopsida, Brassicales, Brassicaceae. Gene Ontology annotation, biological process: endoplasmic reticulum unfolded protein response. The transcript has 3 exons.